GUAAGCGAAAACGCGCACGUACGCUUGCUUACGUAGUCAAAGAAGUUCAAUUUUGCGCGGGGUAUCUAACGUUAGCUAACCUAAAGUAGUGUUAGCUUACAGCCAAUGCGAGUAUUAAACCAGAACCGUAUUUAGGUGUUUAAGACGAAGCGAAGUGAACAUGCCUAAACGAGAGGCGUUUCUACAUUCUGCCUGUAAAGAAAAUGUGCAGGAGUUCCUGAACUUCAUCCAGCUUCAUAAGGACAAUGCAGACCCUUUUGACCUGGAGGAGGUGCUGCAGGAGCUGCCGAAGACCCAGAGAGAGGUGCUUUGGGAGCGACUGACCAGGCUCCUGCUGGACACACUCGCGGCGUUCCCCAUGGAGCGCUGGAACAACGGCAUGGAGGACGACAGUGAGGACGAAAUGGAGGUGGAGGUGUCUGCUGACCUGAAACAAACUAUGGCGGUAAUUGAGGGAGUGACUGUGGUGGCUGUUGCCUCGGUAGACGUGAUCCUGGAGGACGACUCUUACGCCGUACUGCUGGAAUGCGCCAACAUAUUAAACGGGAUGCUGAGUGCUCUGCCUGCCUCGGAGGUGCCCGUGCGGCUGGCCAUCCACAGGCUGUGUGAGGCCUGGUGGCAGAAGGGGCUGGAGGGCCGGGAGGAUCUGGGCAGGACGGCCUUCGUCCUCUGCCUGGAGAGGAGCCUCAUGCUGACCAACCCGGGGGCGGAGAUACAGCGGCUGUGGAACCUUCAUGAGGUGCUGCAGACGCUGGACUUCGAGGCGGAGGAGAGCAGAGAGGUGGCGGACCUGCUGCUGCAGUGCUUCCUCAGCGCAGCGCACAUCCGGCGGGAGGAGGGAAGGCGUCUCCUGACCUUUCUGUUCAGCUGGAAUGUGAAAUUCAUCGGCAUGAUUCACGGGACGAUUAAAAACCAGCUGCAGUUCUUUCCCAAGUUCAUCAUCGAGCAUGUGGCUGAGAUAUACUUCAGAGCCUGGAAGAAGGCCUCCGACCUGUUCCUUCAGGAGAUUGAGACCACCUGUAUCCAGGACUUCAUGCAGUUCGCAGUGCUCUUGCACAGGAAUUCCCCCGUUCAUGGCAAAGUGAGACAGAUUCUCAGCUACGUUCACAAGCAGAAGCUGCGGCAGGGCGUGGAUGAGAUGCUCUACAGGCUGUACAAGCCCAUUCUGUGGAGAGGCCUGAAGGCGACUAACUCUGAGGUGCGUGCUAACGCGGCCCUGCUCUUCACCGAAGCCUUUCCUCUGCAGGACCCCAGCCUCAGCAGCGAGAAUAUGGACCGCGCCAUCCAGAGGCAGCUGGACACACUGUUUUCUCUCCUGGAAGACCCCCAGCCUUUGGUGCGCUCCACGGCGGUCCUGGGGGUCUGCAAAAUCCUGGCGAAUUACUGGGACGUGAUCCCCCCCACCAUCCUGACGGACUUCCUGAAGAAGCUGGUGACGGAGCUGGCCGCGGACGUGAACUCGGCCGACGUGCGCUGCUCCGUGUUUAAGUGCAUGACCGUUAUCCUGGACAACAACAUGAGCCACCCCUUACUGGAGCAGCUGCUCCCGGCCCUGAAGAACAGCCUGCACGACCAGUCGGAGAAGGUGCGCGUGGCCUUCGUCGACCUGCUGCUCAAGAUGAAGGCCGUCCGGGCAGCCAAGUUUUGGAAAGUCUGCUCCAUGGAGCACCUCCUGGCCCGGCUGGCCAUCGACUCCGCUCCCGUCUCCAAGCGCAUGGUCAACCUCCUGUUCAACUCCUUCUUCCCCGUCAACCAAUCGGAAGAGGUGUGGUGCGAGCGGUGCGUGACGCUCAUUCAGAUGAACCCGGCGGCCGCCAGGAAGUUUUACCAGCACGCACACGCCUACACGGCCCCUACCAACAUCGCCAAGCUGAUGCUGACCAUCCGACGCUGCCUGAACGCCUGCAUUCAGAAGAACACACAGGAUGAAACCAGCGGCAUGGACAGCAGCAACAAGGAGAACACCAGCGUGCUGGAGGACAUCCUCACCCUGGAGGACACGGCCACCAUGGCCAGCCUGCUGGAGGUGCUGGUCAUACUGUGGGGCAGCAUCCGUCGCUCCCUGGAGCUCAACCAGGAGGCCCUGCAAUACACCACCGCCAAGUUCGCCUCCGUGCUGCCCGAGUACUUCCGCGUCUUUCAGGACGAGCGAUGCACCCUGCCCCUGAUCCUCAUCGCCUCCUUCAUCCCGGCCGCGGCCGUGCCCACGUUCAGCUGCGGGGUCCUGUCUAAGCUGCGCAGGCUGGAGCCCGGGGCGGACGCCUCCCGGUACGGCACGCUCAUCGACUGCCUGUGCAGCUGGGGGCAGGCGGCGCACAUCACCGAGGUCAUCGGCGAGUGGCUGAGCGAGGGCCUGCCGCAGAAACCGGGGAGGAGGGACUCUGACCGCAGGGUCCGCAUCCAGGAGACGGCCGAGGCGAAGCCAGAGCUGGGCCUGGACUACCUGGAGCACCUGCUGACCGGCACGUCCGAGCGGGACCGCUUACUGGGCCUGAAACAGAGCCAGCUCAACCAGCUGCUCAAGUCCCUCGCCUCCUGGAAGUCUGUGCUCUACACCUGUCUGAGCUCCUCAGAGGGCGCCAGCGGUCAGUCCCACGCAGAGACCGCGCUGAGAGCGUUCAACCUACACGGUCGACUGAGUGCCCAUCUGCAGCACAAAUUCCCCGAGGGCAGGGACUACUUCCUGGGCCUGGAGAACUCCGCAGCCUGGGUGGCGGAGAGAGCCCUCCCCUUCAUGGUUGCCCCCGACGACGGCGGUGUGUCCCCGCAGCAGCUGGCCCUGGCCAAGCGGGCCGUGGAGAGCUUCCUGACUGUGUGCAGAGACGUGGUGAUGGUGGGCCUUGCGGAUGAGGAGUUCAAAGGGCAGGUUCUUCACCUGUGUUCGGUGGUGCUGCUGUCAGAGAAGGGCUACCAGUGCAUGCCCCUGCUGCUGUCCGUGCUGAAGGAGGUGGCUGAAGUGUGCCUGGCCCAGUUCGCCCAGGCCCAGUCCGACCAGCUCACCGUCCUCCUCAACGUCGUGGCUAACGUCUUCCAGAAGGUUCUGGAGACGGUCGCGCGGAAACUGCGCACGCAGCCAGACGAGGGCCUGCUGCUUUGCCAUUCAACUAUGGCAGUUUUGGGAGACUUCCUCAACGUCCUUCAGGACUGGAAGGUGGCAAAUUCAGAGGCCAUAAACGGGGUGUUUUCGACACUCUUCGCCGCCGUCAUUGUGGAAAUACGCCAUUCUCUUCGCAAGAUCUCAUGUGCGGAGGAGGUGACGACACCGGAAACCAUCCAGGACCUUCCCCCGCUGUCGAGCAGCUUACUGGCAGUUAUUUUCAAAUCCCCCCGGGUUACCAGGUCCUUUCUGGCUGAGACAAAUUCAUCUGUGGAAUCGGAAGCAAUAGAUGGAAUAUCUGGAUUGGCUGCAAUCGUGCACGUCUUGGCAGUGGUCCGACAGUCAGGCAAAUUGAGAUCGGAUGUGAAGAGCAUAGCGGUGUCCGUGCAGAGGCAGCUCCAGAAGCACUACUCCAUCACAGCCGAGGAAAUCGGGAACGUAGAGCGAGUCAUCUACGAGUCCGCUGUCAGGACCGUGAACGAGAUUCUGAUGCCCUGAUGGGGGCGCCCCACACCCCCUCACACCUGCUGCCAGAGGAAUGGAGAAGAGACUGCACCUGGGAUCAACACCUUAUUUUGUGUACUUUCUGCUAAUGUAUUCUGCCCCGACUGUCCAUUAAUUGUGAAUAAAGCCUGCAUACGCUUUUCUAUC
Messenger RNA from Conger conger (European conger), 3748 nucleotides. RefSeq names its product non-SMC condensin II complex, subunit G2 (gene ncapg2). Gene Ontology annotation, cellular component: condensin complex; nucleus. Gene Ontology annotation, biological process: mitotic sister chromatid segregation. The record is from RefSeq and is a predicted model, not a curated record. Lineage: Eukaryota; Metazoa; Chordata; Actinopteri; Anguilliformes; Congridae. The transcript is spliced from 28 exons. Bases 161 to 3595 code for a protein of 1144 amino acids.